AUGAGCUCGGCCGUGUUCUUCCACCGCGAGAUGAAGCUGUUCUUCGAUCAUUACGUGAAGGUCGGUGAAGAGUCGGUAUUCGGGCGCAUCGGCAAGUACUAUGGCGCCGUGGAGACGAACGAACGAGGGCGCUUCAUGUUCACGGCUUGCUCUGGCUGCACGGAACGCGCAUCUCAGCUCGAUGCUUGCCGACAUCCACGGGAGGAUCAGGCGGCGUAUCGCGAGCGAAUCGUCCGAUACAUCGAUAGCGUCUUCUCAGAGGAUCUGGACCAGGAAAGUUUUGCGCCGUGCAAGCGGGCGAUCUGUGACGGGCGAUCCGGAGGACACAGCAUGGUCAAUCGAUGGAACGAGGCUAUUGCUGUCGGGCUCCGGCACAACCAUGAUAUUUCCUUCAUUGCGACGCAGCGCAAGACAAUGGCCCUCAUCUAUUAUGUCACGAACUACGCGACCAAGGUGGAGGACCCGGUGUGGAAGCGUGUGGCGGCCGCGGCCGAGCUCCUGGCCGCCUCAACAGGUGAUGGCACGGCCAACGGAGGGCGGGACGGUGGCGGAGACGCUGCCACCGAUGACCCUGUCGAGGUCGUCGCUCACCUUCUCGGAUAUCCGGCCGAGUUCACCGACAGCAGCGCGUGGGCGUACCUGAACUGUUCUCUGCUGUACUGGGAAGUCUUUCGGCGAUGGCGGCAUCUCCGAGCCAGUGGCGCUGCGGCUACGGAUGACACCUUGGAUGAGUCGGUCGUCGUCGAAGAAGAAGGCCUGAGAAUCUCCCGUCGAGGCGUACCAGCACCGGGAGAGCUGCUGAAAGGCCUAUGCCUGUAUGACUACAUAUCGAUCGUCAGACUGAAACGCAUCGGCAACGACGAGGCUGGGCGGCUUGGGAGAUGUCUUUCGAGGAUGGAUGGGCGCCGGGACGACGCUGGGUUCAGGUGCUCAGGCGGCCGGGCAAGCGCUACCGCCUGCCUCGACGGCUACCUGAGCAAGGACUUCACCUACGAUGACGAGUCGUGCUACCGGAGGGCAGCCGUGCAGCAUCUUGCGCUGUUCGUGCCGUGGGAGUCCUUCCUGGGCGAAGGAACAGCCUCGUCCGGCGAUGGCGACCCGACGGUCGCACGUCGAGGAGGUGGAGCAGGCGAGGCGGGCGCGGAGUCUGCAGCGACAUAUCAGCCCAACAGCAUCGGAGACGCAACGCGGCUCAUCGACGUCGUCCGAGGUGCAGUGGGAGCGAAUCAGGUGACGGCCAAGUCGCCGGAGCUCAUGGCAAUGAUACAGCAGCUCUGUCGGUUUCAGCAAUCGGCGCUGCGCUCGACGGCCGAGCUCGAGGCCACGGCGCUGAUCGAACGAGGGGAGAGGCGGUUAAGCAUGCCAGGGGGGGGAUUUUUCGGGGGCGCACUACCGCCGCCGGGUCAGGGCAAGGCUAUCAAGUCGCAGCAGGGAAGUGCCUCGAAGGAGGGAAGUGAUGACCGGUUUCGGGAGGACGAGGUCGAAAUGACGAUGGCCGACGACGAGACCGCUAUCGACGCAGGGCGGGAAUGGACGUUCAGUUUGGCCCAUCAACCUCCUCCUCGCGGCGGGCAAGGUGUUGGCAACACGGCUGACGCUGAACAAGAGGCAGUCCAUCGCUUUUCUGAUAAUAUGCCGCCAGCUCGAUUUGAUGCAGCAGACCGACGGGGCGAUGCCUGCCAGCUGCGCCAUAAAGAGCCUUUCGAUCGUCUGCUGAUCACGGCGACGUCGGGGACUGCGGCGGCGCGGAUCAACGGCAUCACGAUCCACUCCGCCUGCGGGUUCACUAAAGACCAAGGGCGGGGCGCGAACAUGGUCAAAGACCUUGACGGGGUGCGGCUGCCGAAACAGGCGGAGCGGUUCAUCCACGGCCAGUCUCGAAUGGAUUGGCAGGAGAAGGAUGUGCUCGUCAUCGACGAGUUCCGGCCGGUCAAGAGGUCGAUCGUCCUGCCUAGCGCGGCCAUCUCGUGGGACGUAGACAACUCGUUCAAGGCCGAGCAGCGUCACCAGCACGACAAAGCGCACGCACUGUGGAAGAGGUUCACGACGGUCGUCAUGCUGGACGAGCAGAUGCGCGCCGCCGGCGACCCGGAGCUGCAGAGGCUGCUGAAGCGGAUCCGUCUAGGCGUGCAGGAUCGGAUCUAA
Molecule: messenger RNA, 2145 nt
Organism: Hirsutella rhossiliensis
Lineage: Eukaryota; Fungi; Ascomycota; Sordariomycetes; Hypocreales; Ophiocordycipitaceae
Product: PIF1 protein
Exons: 8
Coding region: 1-2145 (714 amino acids)
Source: RefSeq, a predicted model, not a curated record